Messenger RNA from Oryzias latipes (Japanese medaka), 3243 nucleotides. RefSeq names its product phosphatidylinositol-5-phosphate 4-kinase, type II, gamma a (gene pip4k2ca). Gene Ontology annotation, cellular component: plasma membrane. The record is from RefSeq and is a predicted model, not a curated record. Lineage: Eukaryota; Metazoa; Chordata; Actinopteri; Beloniformes; Adrianichthyidae. Gene Ontology annotation, biological process: phosphatidylinositol phosphate biosynthetic process. Gene Ontology annotation, molecular function: 1-phosphatidylinositol-4-phosphate 5-kinase activity; 1-phosphatidylinositol-5-phosphate 4-kinase activity.
AAAUAACACUGGUGGGCUCUAGGGGCAGCUCGUAUAUGAAAAUACCUAGUCACGCAUGACUGACGCAGAAUAAUUCGUCCAGCCAGGCUCACAAACGUUAACUUGCGCUUCGGAAGAACAGCGUGGGUGUGACUGCCGGUUGUCGUGCGAGCAGCAACCAGUUUCAGCAUCAGGAGAAGACGAAGAAGAAGCGUCACCGCCCGCUUCAGCUCACACAGGAGGAAGACGCUCUGCUGUCAUGGCUUCCCUUGGUAACUCGGGGGCCACGGCCAGUCCUGCCGUGAACCUGGCGCCCAAGACCAAGACGAAAAAGAAGCAUUUUGUUCAGCAGAAGGUGAAGGUGUUUCGCGCGAGCGACCCCGUCCUGAGCGUGUUCAUGUGGGGCGUCAAUCACUCGAUCAAUGAUCUCAGCCAGGUGCCUGUCCCUGUCAUGCUGCUGCCCGAUGACUUCAAAGCAAACACUAAGAUCAAAGUCAACAACCAUCUUUUCAACAAAGAAAACCUCCCUGGACAUUUCAAGUUCAAGGAAUAUUGUCCUCAGGUCUUUCGAAAUUUAAGGGAACGGUUUGGCAUUGAGGAUCUUGAUUACCAGGUGUCAAUGACCCGCAGCUCACCUACAAGAUGCUCUGAUGAUCAGGGAGAAGGUCUGCUUCUCAACUCCUACGACCGCACGCUGGUUAUCAAGCAGAUCUCUAGUGAGGAUGUAGCAGACAUGCACAACAUCCUGUCCGAGUAUCACCAGCACAUAGUCAAGUGUCAUGGCAACACCCUGCUGCCACAGUUCUUGGGCAUGUACCGCGUGAGCGUGGACAGCGAGGAAACCUACCUAAUCGUCAUGAGGAACAUGUUCAGCCACAGACUGGUUGUGCACAGGAAGUACGACCUGAAGGGCUCCCUGGUGGACCGUGAAGCCAGUGACAAAGAACGGGAAAAAGAGCUCCCUACAUUUAAGGACAAGGACUUCAGAAACAACAUGCAGAAGGUGUAUGUAACCGAGGAGGAGAAAGAAAAGUUCAUGGAGAAGCUCAACAGGGAUGUGGAGUUUUUGGUGAAACUGAAGAUCAUGGACUACAGUUUGCUGCUUGGUAUCCAUGACGUCGGCCGCGCCGAACAGGAGGAGGAGGUUGAGGAGACGCCUCAGGAGGACGAGCCUGACGCUGAGAACGGCCUGGCUCCCGGUCCCGUUGUGGGCUCCUUCGGCACGUCUCCUGAAGGAAUCGCCGGUUACAUGUCCACCUACAAGCCCCUGGGGGCCGGAGAGUUUGACCCCUAUGUGGACGUAUACGCCAUGAACAGCUGUUCAGGCGCUCCUCAGAGGGAGGUGUACUUCAUGGGCCUUAUAGACGUCCUCACGCAGUACGACACCAAGAAGAAAGCUGCUCACGCCGCCAAAACUGUCAAACACGGGGCCGGUGCUGAGAUCUCCACGGUCCACCCGGAGCAGUACGCCAAACGCUUUCGCGACUUCAUCUCAAACAUUUUCGCGUAACACUCCAGCGCGAUCCUGCAGAGGCUGUGGGCCGACACGAGAUCGCGGACUCUCCCUGUGGUCUGAGGCAGCCCAAGCUGUAGCAAUCUAAUUUAAUACUUCUGAUGCAUAUUUAUUAUUACGAUGUAUUUGUAGGUGUUGAGCACUCUCAGAGGAGCAGUUCGGGAGUGACUGGAAACAAACUGCUGCUGAUCAGUGUUGAAAGGCUUCGCAUUAGCAGAGCUGGUGUUUGAUGGUGGAGGUUUAGCUCUGUCCACAAAAGACCAGACCAUCCUGUCGACAAACCUGAACUGAAGCUGGCAAAACGUGUGCACAGAUCUGCCUAACGCUGGCUGUACCGCAAAGAUUAGGCCGGAUAUGCUGCAUCCAGAAACUGCCUUACUCUAGUCUCCGUCUGUAAAGUCAUUAUAAAGGCAAAUAAGGUUAUUUUUGUAACUUUUUUCAACAAUGAAGCCAACAAAUGUAGCCGAAGAGGAAACACUCCUGCAACAAAAUGUAAAAAAGUAGGGCAAAAGGUUUAGCUUUCACAUCUAAACACUAGGAGGUCUUUUCAGAAUAAAAGCCCUCAAGCUUUUUUUUUGUUUUUGUGAGUUUUUGUUUUGACCUUCAGGAAGUAAGUGGACAGAGCUAGACUAAACCUGGUGCAGGGAGCGCUGAAGAGCUUUACCACAUUUUUCCUUAAAGCUACAGCUCACCUCUAGAGAUGGUAGGGAUAGGUAGGUAUUUUCUAGAUUUGGUGUACACUAGACAUUUAUCUGUAGCGGCAGGCCAUCUGCAUCUGUAAGAGUGCCAAACAGGUAAGAUGGAAGCUUUACCAGAGCAGAAUUUGCACUUUGGAUGCAGUUAAUUAGGCUUUGUGACUCCAAAAACAGUUUGUACGGUCGAAAUAGUUUUCUAGUCUUUGCAUAUUUUUUUGAAGAACACUCUUGACCAUUGAACUGAUUUAAAACUGAAACAUGUAUCCUUUGAACAUGUCUUCCAGCCCAGAAUCAUUCUACCUGUACAAGCGAGUGGGGGGGGGGGCAUUUGCAUCCGCGUUACUGAAGGAAGGAAGCAAAUGACAGGGCGAGUUCUGUCCUCUCGAUAAUCAUGAUGGCUCCCAAAAAUGGGAAGAAUGAGCCCAUCUAUCAAGGCUUUAUGGUGUGUGUGUGGUGGUUCAGUGUUAAAGUGGCAAAUGUCUGUUAUAGGAUUAUGGAUGAGGUGAGAUGAAGGGUUCAGGUUCAGCCUCAUGUGGUUUGAAGCUACAGUUUCCAUGCUAAACCGUUUUGAUGGCAUCACUGCAUUGGAGCAGCUUGACCAGUGAGGUCCUCCAUUAUUCCUUAUAACAUGAGGGGGGAUGCGGCUUUGACUCCGUAGGAUCUGCUCGGUGACGGCACAUGCUUUUUAUUUUUUUAGAAUUUUCUUCAAAUAUCUAUUUUUUUGGACCAAAAACAUAUUUUAUUAAGAUUUCUCUGGAAACUCUUGACUUGUUUCUGCUGAAAUGAGUCCACGGGGUAAUGACACUGCCACAGAGUAAAAUACGGCCAACGGGGGGGGCUUCUCUGAACUUUUUAAUCGCCUAUUUUCAAACCUCGAUUUAUCUGCUUUCAGUGUGACACUGUUGUCUUUAAGAAUACCUCAGCUCUCCUGUGAACACUGUCAUUUCACUCAGAUCCUCCUGCUGCCUGAAGGAUAGUGACUUUUCCUGAUCUUUUCUGGGUUACAAUUUUUUUUUCUUGUGUGGAAAAAAUAUAAAUAAAAACUUUCCUGAAUAA